Messenger RNA from Camelus dromedarius (Arabian camel), 3461 nucleotides. RefSeq names its product splicing factor 1 (gene SF1). Gene Ontology annotation, molecular function: mRNA binding; zinc ion binding. Gene Ontology annotation, biological process: regulation of mRNA splicing, via spliceosome. The coding region runs from base 386 to 2674 and encodes 762 amino acids. Gene Ontology annotation, cellular component: nucleus. The transcript is spliced from 14 exons. The record is from RefSeq and is a predicted model, not a curated record. Lineage: Eukaryota; Metazoa; Chordata; Mammalia; Artiodactyla; Camelidae.
UCGCGCAGUAACAAAUGAAGUGCGCGCUGCGACACCUCCCAGCUCUCCAAGCUCGGCCGCCAUUUCCUCGCCGGGCCUAACGGUCCGGCCAAUCCCAGCGCGCAUCGAGAAGAGUUAAGGCUCCACCAAUCGUAGGCCGCCGAUUCCAACCCCUUGCCUCGGCCCGACCCAAUCCAGGCCCCGGCCCCGUCGCCCCCGGCCCGCCCCCGCUGCGCCCUCUCUCCUCCCUCUUUGUGCGUCUCGCGCCGCCGCCGCCCGCCGCGUGAGAGGACGGGGUCCGCGCGUUCCGCGGCAGCGCAGUCAAGUCCCCCCCCCCCGGAAGAUUCGCGAAGGAGAAGCCGCCGCUGCCGAAAAGGAACCGCUGGUGCCGGUCCCCUGGGGCGCCAUGGCGACCGGAGCGAACGCCACGCCGCUGGGUAAGCUGGGCCCCCCCGGCCUCCCCCCUCUUCCUGGUCCUAAAGGGGACUUCGAGCCGGGGCCACCGCCUGCCCCCGGGCCUGGGGCGGGGCUGCUGGUGCCCGGGCCUCCGCCGCCCCCGCCCGUGGGCUCGGUGGGGGCCCUGACCGCGGCCUUCCCCUUCGCGGCACUGCCGCCGCCGCCGCCGCCGCCCCCGCCCCCCCCGCCUCCCCAGCAGCCGCCGCCGCCGCCCUCUCCGGGCUCCUCGUACGCGCCGCCGCAGCCGCCCCCUCCGCCGCCGCUCUACCAGCGGGUGUCGCCACCGCAGCCGCCGCCGCCACCCCAGCCGCCAUGUCAGGACCAGCAGCCGGGCCCGGCCGGCGGCGGAGGAGACUUCCCAAGUAAGAAGCGGAAGAGAAGCCGCUGGAACCAAGACACAAUGGAACAGAAGACUGUGAUUCCAGGAAUGCCUACAGUUAUUCCCCCUGGACUUACUCGGGAACAAGAAAGAGCUUAUAUAGUGCAACUGCAGAUAGAAGACCUGACUCGUAAACUGCGCACAGGAGACCUGGGCAUCCCCCCUAACCCUGAGGACAGGUCCCCUUCCCCUGAGCCCAUCUACAAUAGUGAGGGGAAGCGGCUCAACACUCGCGAGUUCCGCACCCGCAAGAAGCUGGAAGAGGAGCGGCAUAACCUCAUCACUGAAAUGGUUGCUCUGAACCCUGAUUUCAAGCCACCUGCAGAUUACAAACCUCCAGCAACACGUGUGAGUGAUAAAGUUAUGAUUCCACAAGAUGAGUAUCCAGAAAUCAACUUUGUGGGGCUGCUGAUUGGGCCCAGAGGGAACACCUUGAAGAACAUAGAGAAGGAGUGUAACGCCAAGAUUAUGAUCCGGGGGAAAGGGUCUGUGAAAGAAGGGAAGGUCGGGCGCAAAGAUGGCCAGAUGCUGCCAGGAGAAGAUGAACCACUUCAUGCCCUGGUUACUGCCAAUACUAUGGAGAAUGUGAAGAAAGCCGUGGAACAGAUAAGGAACAUCCUGAAGCAGGGUAUUGAGACCCCUGAGGACCAGAACGAUCUACGGAAGAUGCAGCUUCGAGAGUUGGCUCGCUUGAAUGGAACCCUUCGGGAAGACGAUAACAGGAUCUUAAGACCCUGGCAGAGCUCGGAAACCCGCAGCAUUACCAAUACCACAGUGUGUACCAAGUGUGGAGGGGCUGGCCACAUUGCUUCUGAUUGCAAAUUCCAGAGGCCUGGUGACCCUCAGUCAGCUCAGGAUAAAGCACGGAUGGAUAAGGAAUACUUGUCCCUCAUGGCUGAACUGGGGGAGGCACCCGUGCCCGCAUCUGUAGGCUCCACCUCUGGACCUGCCACCACACCUCUGGCCAGUGCACCUCGGCCUGCUGCUCCCGCCAACAACCCACCUCCGCCGUCUCUCAUGUCCACCACGCAGAGCCGCCCACCCUGGAUGAAUUCUGGUCCUUCAGAGAGUCGGCCCUACCACGGCAUGCAUGGAGGUGGGCCCGGUGGGCCCGGAGGUGGCCCCCACAGUUUCCCACACCCACUACCCAGCCUGGCAGGUGGGCAUGGUGGACAUCCCAUGCAGCACAACCCUAAUGGACCCCCACCCCCGUGGAUGCAGCCGCCGCCGCCACCGAUGAACCAGGGCCCCCACCCACCUGGGCACCAUGGCCCUCCUCCAAUGGAUCAGUACCUGGGAAGUACGCCUGUGGGCUCUGGGGUCUAUCGCCUGCAUCAAGGAAAAGGUAUGAUGCCGCCGCCACCUAUGGGCAUGAUGCCGCCGCCGCCGCCGCCUCCCAGUGGGCAGCCCCCGCCUCCUCCCUCUGGUCCUCUUCCCCCAUGGCAACAGCAGCAGCAGCAGCCUCCGCCUCCCCCUCCGCCCAGCAGCAGUAUGGCUUCCAGUACCCCCUUGCCAUGGCAGCAAAAUACGACGACUACCACCACGAGCGCUGGCACAGGGUCCAUCCCGCCAUGGCAACAGCAGCAGGCGGCUGCCGCAGCUUCUCCAGGAGCCCCUCAGAUGCAAGGCAACCCCACUAUGGUGCCCCUGCCCCCAGGGGUCCAGCCGCCUCUGCCGCCCGGGGCCCCUCCCCCUCCGCCGCCUCCGCCGCCUGGUUCCGCCGGCAUGAUGAUCCCUCCCCGCAGCAGCGAUGGCCCGAGCCAUGAGAGUGAGGACUUUCCGCGCCCAUUGGUGACCCUUCCAGGCAGACAGCCUCAGCAGCGCCCCUGGUGGACAGGAUGGUUCGGCAAAGCAGCCUGAGUUAUUUUUGUGGACGGAAUCAGAACACGCUGGCUCCAUAUUGUGAAAUUUUUAUUAAUUUUUUUCUUUUUCCUUUGUUAUUUCCUUAUCUUUUCUUUUCUUCAGACUCCGUCCAAGGAGAUGCUCUCCCCGGUCUUCUGCUGCAAUUAGAUUCCUUUCCCUCUUCUCAUUCCUUGUUCUUCUCUUUCUAAGGAGAGAGGAACAAAUGGUUUUUAGGCAAAGGCUUUUGGCCAUCAGUGUUGGGCUAGUUGAGGGAGGUGGGGGAUGUUUCUUUGGAUCUAAGAUUUUCAAGGUGCCAUAGUCACCCUGAGGUUUUUUACUUUUAAGUGUGAGGUUUUGUCUCUGCCACCCUUGUAGAGUAGUGGGUUUAUCCCCAGGUCCAGAGCCCAUAUCCAUCCUGGCACCCCUGCCAGCGGUAGGUGGGGUGCCUAAGCCACCUUGGGCUUGUCUGCCAGCCCAGAGAGUCUUUUUCACGCUCUCUGAGCACCUAAGCUGCCUCAGAUUCCAUUUGUUCCUCUCCUUCCUGGAAGGCUUCCUUUUAAAGUUUAUUUUAGUCCCAAACGUCUGAAUGUUUUGCAGUGUCUAGGGGUUUGAGCCCCUUGUUUUUGUUCUGCUUCCUUUUUUCUUCCUUCCCUCUUCAUGGAGUGAUUAUGUUGACAAUAAUGUAUAAUGCGCGUUCUCUUCACUGGUUUAUCUGCAGAAAUUUCUCUGGGCUUUUUUUUUCGGUGUAUGAUUCAACACUGCGUUAAAGGGGGAUGUUCCAUUGAAUAAAAGAGCAGUGUGGUUU